Molecule: messenger RNA, 3234 nt
Organism: Diutina rugosa
Lineage: Eukaryota; Fungi; Ascomycota; Pichiomycetes; Serinales; Debaryomycetaceae
Gene: PIM1
Product: ATP-dependent Lon protease
Exons: 1
Coding region: 1-3234 (1077 amino acids)
Biological process (GO): chaperone-mediated protein complex assembly; mitochondrion organization; protein catabolic process
Cellular component (GO): mitochondrial matrix
Molecular function (GO): ATP-dependent peptidase activity; serine-type endopeptidase activity; ATP hydrolysis activity
Source: RefSeq, a predicted model, not a curated record
AUGAUUCUGACGAAGUUGGCGUUGCGCAUCGUCGCUCUGGCAUCGCCACAAGCGGUCCGCCGGGUGUGUUCACUACGGUACGCUCUGCGGGUGCUGGUGGCCGCCGACCAUAACCUGGCGUUGGACGCGCUUAUCUCCUCAAAAUUGGUGCUGCUCAAGCUGCUGGACGACUCUAACAAGCCGAGCAAGGACCCUGCUCCUGCCCCCGAGCCUGAGGAGAAAAAGGAUACCCCAAAACAGCCCGAAGAAGAUAAACCCCAGCCGGAAAAUGACCCCGUAAAGGAUGGGGAACCGGACAAACUGCCACUGCCGGGUGAAGAAGACAUUGAAAUUGUCGUGGUGAAGCAUAAGGGUCCCAAAAAGGGCUCCGAUGCCCCCGCCGCCGCCGCCGCUGGUGGUGCUGGUGCCCCGCCGCCUCCUCCCGAUGGUGGCAAUAAUAAUAGCCCUCCCAGUCGCCCCGACUCGGAGAUUGACCGCAUACCGAUACAGAUCAAUCCUGAUACUGGCUACUACCCGCCCGUGCUUGCCAUCUCGAUGAAGGACCGUAUUCCGAUCCCAGGCAGAGCAUUUUCGAUCAAUAUCGUUGACCCUGAAGUGAUCUCAGCCGUGCAUACUAUUAUCGAUAACCGUGAGCCUUACUUCGCUUUAUUCCACGCUAAGGAUGAAAGUAACCCCAAUACUGACGUGAUUGAACUGCGCGAUAGUGUAUACAAUAUGGGGGUGUACUGUGAAGUUAUCCGUUUACUUCUGCCGAAACCGGGUUGGCUUAACAUCGUCGGUUACCCUGUUCAACGGUGUCAAUUGAAGGAGCUUAAGACUCGUGACGAAAACCUUACUGAAGUGGUCGACGAUAGUGUACCUCUGGGAUACCUUAAGGGCUUAAACGUGUCCACUGCCGUCAUCCAGCCCACUGCUGACGAACCGUUCGACAAGAACCUGACGGAAAUUGCUCUGCUUGUUGAGCUGAUUCGUGUGCUUGUCACUCAAUUGGCGCUGAAGAACCCGUCGCAAAAAGUGGUCUACCGUGAACUUACGCGUUACUUGGACAAGCCUGAUGAGUUGGCUGACUACGUGGGGUCGCUGGUGUACGGUGACGUCAAGACUAUCCAAGAAUUAUUGGAAUCGCUUAAUGUCGAACAACGGUUGUCUAAAGUGUUUGAAUUGUUGAAGGUUGAAGUCAAGGCGCUGAUGAUUAAGGAAAACACUAUCCACAACCUCAGCUCUAAAGCCGACGAGUACCAGACUCGUCUCUUCAUUAAGGAGUUCAUCAAGGAGUUACAAAAGCGUGCCGGCAUCUCGGAGACGGAAAACUCCAAGACCUCCAAAUUCGACGCUCGCCUUAAAAACUUGCAUAUGACUGAAGAGGCCAUGGAGGCUUACCAAUCGGAAAAGCAAAAGAUGGAACUGCAAAACGAACACCUGAGCGAACUCGGGGUUCUGGAGCGGUACUUGGACUGGUUGACGCUGAUCCCGUGGGGUAUCUACUCCAAGGACCGCUUCAAUAUUCGUGAAGCUAAACAAAUUCUAGACCGUGACCACUACGGGCUUAAAGACGUCAAGGAACGCAUCCUUGAAUUUAUCUCGAUGGGCCGUGUCUCCGGUAAAGUCGAUGGUAAGAUCUUGUGUUUAGCUGGUCCUCCUGGUACUGGUAAGACCUCGAUCGCCAAACUGAUUGCCGAAGCCUUGAACCGUAAGUACGUCCGUAUCGCUAUGGGUGGUAUCCAGGACGUCCACGAAGUUAAGGGGCACAGACGUACCUACGUGGGGCUGAUUCCUGGUCGCAUUAUCCACGCUCUCAAGCAAGCCAAGACGCUGAACCCGCUCAUGUUGAUUGACGAAAUCGAUAAGCUCGACUUGCUGCGCUCGGGUGGUGCGGCGCUGGCGUUCCUCGAAAUCUUGGACCCUGAACAAAACAACGCCUUUGUCGAUAACUACAUCGACGUCAAGGUUGAUUUGUCGAAGGUAUUGUUUGUGUGUACUGCCAACUACUUGGGCAACAUCCCUGCUCCCUUGCGUGACCGUAUGGAGAUCAUCGAUGUUAACGGUUACACCAACAAUGAAAAGGUUGAAAUUACUAAGCGCCAUUUGAUCCCCGAUGCCCUGAAGAAGGCCGGUCUCGAAGGCAACCACGUCAACAUUUCCGAUGCUACCAUCACCAGACUCAUUGAAAAGUACUGUCGUGAACUGGGGUUGCGUAACAUCAAGAAGCUCAUUACGCGGAUCUUCUCCAAGGCGUCGCUUAAGAUCGUCGAACAAGUGGAAGAACGUGAUGUUGAUGCCGCCAAGACCGAGGAAGCUGUUGAAGAGACUAAGGCUAAGUCGAAGUCGGUGAAGAAGCUGCCUGAAGCCACUACUGCUGCUACUGCGACUACUAAUGCGACUGCGGAAGAACCGGUGGCUAAGGAAGCUGAAACUUCGACGACUACCAAGGAACCGGUGGUUGAGGAAAUUGACCAAGAACCCACUACCUCCACCGAGGUGCCGAAGAUGACCAUCCCUGAAGACAUCAAACUUGACGUUACCCCCGAAAAUUUGAAGGACUACGUUGGCCCCGAAAUCUACACUCGUGACCGGGUGUACGAGUUGCCUCCUCCCGGGGUGGCCACGGGUCUUCUGUACUCGAGCUCGGGUAACGGUGACGCUCUCUACAUCGAGUCGAUCUUGACCCACUCCAUCGCGCUGGGUCUGGGUCAAGCCGGCGUCCACGUCACCGGUUCGUUGAAGGAUGUGAUGAAGGAACUGGCUCUGAUUGCCUACUCGUUUGCCAAGCUGUACAUGGUGAAGAACUUCCCCGAGAACCGCUUCUUCGAGGCGGCAGAGAUCCACGUGCACUGUCCCGAUGGCGCCAUUCCCAAGGACGGGCCGCUGGCGGGUAUUUCAUUCACGUCGUCGCUCAUGUCAUUGGCGCUUAACCAGCUGUUGCCGCCUACAGUAGCGAUGACGGGUGAAAUCACCGUCACUGGUCGCGUGUUACCUGUCGGCGGGUUGCGUGAGAAGAUCUUGGGGGCCAAGCGUUACGGGUGUGACACCAUCAUCUUCCCCAAGGACAUUGCCAACGAACUUGACGAGAUCCCCGAAGAAGUGAAGGAGGGUGUUAAAUUCAUCCCCGUGGAAUGGUACCAGGAGGUGUUCGACAACUUGUUCCCUACGGUGACCAAGGCCAAGGGCAACCUGGUGUGGAAGAAGGAGUUUGACGAGCUUGAUGAGAAAAAGAAGAAGAAGGUUAGCGUGUAA